Messenger RNA from Fulvia fulva, 1134 nucleotides. RefSeq lists its product as uncharacterized. The coding region runs from base 1 to 1134 and encodes 377 amino acids. The record is from RefSeq and is a predicted model, not a curated record. NCBI's taxonomy places the organism in Eukaryota, Fungi, Ascomycota, Dothideomycetes, Mycosphaerellales, Mycosphaerellaceae. The transcript has 2 exons.
AUGGCCGCAGCAACGAGGACUGAGAACCCAGACGAUGUAGCGAGCCGGGUCAUGAGGAGAGUCCAAGUCUCCAAGAUGACCCGAGCCCUCCAAGACCGACUCGCACUGGCCAAUGUCAAGAUACAGAAUGGAUGGGAGAACCUAAGCCUAGACGCUAUCGAGCCUCAAGUCGAGGAGCGUCUAAGGAGAAAGAGACCGGCUUCGAGCAACAAUGAUACCAUUUCCGAUACUGCCUCGACUGUCUCCAGCCGGUUACAUUCCAGCAACGGUCUAGCCUCUUCGCCGAUCACCGAGCCCAUGUUCUCCGACGACUUACCUCGAUCUGUUGGCAACACCAGACACAAGAGGAUAAAGCCUGCGGAAGCGCAAAGAUCCUUUGCAUCGUCGGGUGCUGUGACGGGUAGGAGGACAAGAGGAGCGGCUGCUCGCCAGAAUACAUGGAAGAAGGAGCAGAGUCUUGCACAAUCCUCGCCUAUCAAGCAGACCAAGCAUGCUCGCUUUGCUUCGAAUCAGACAUCACAACUAUCGUUCAUCUCGGAAGGCUCGACAAUUGCGGAUGACCCGCCAUCACCAGAGUUCAGCGAGGAAGACGAUGCAGAUCUACCGGUGCACAGCUUCAACAUCAAUCCUUCGACUCAGUUGACGUCUUCUCCUCCACGAACACCACCACCCGAUCGUCGUAUGAGGAAGAUCAACCAUGUGUCUUGGUCACGCACACCGAAGACUGGCGAUGACGGAGCAGACCUCCUCAUGUAUCUUGCUACCUCGCCGUCGCCAGCGAAUGGUGCAUCUCAUGCCAAGAGCAUCAUCCAGCCUCCUACUACCCCACCUAUGAAGUCGACACCUCUACCAUCCUCACAUAUGACACCUGGUACUACCGGCAAUGGCUUCCUCGGCUUCGGACCAAACACCCCAGGCACAAACUUCUGCUUUUCCGACUUCGUCAACAUUACACCCAGUCCAGCACAAGGGCCAUGGAGCCGGACACCGGUAGCAGGACGAACACCAGGCGCUUCAGCACGCCGCAAGCUGGACUUCAACAAUCUCAUGCCACCUUCCUCCAGCCCUACGAUGAACCGCAGCACUCCCCGCAACGGUCUGGGCAUGGAACUUGGCGGCGAACUUUUGCGCUGA